Molecule: messenger RNA, 762 nt
Organism: Fulmarus glacialis (Northern fulmar)
Lineage: Eukaryota; Metazoa; Chordata; Aves; Procellariiformes; Procellariidae
Product: multidrug resistance-associated protein 1-like
Biological process (GO): transmembrane transport
Cellular component (GO): membrane
Molecular function (GO): ATPase-coupled transmembrane transporter activity; ATP hydrolysis activity; ATP binding
Source: RefSeq, a predicted model, not a curated record
GUCUCAUUGGCUACAUUUGGAGUCUUUUUUCAUCUGGACAAAGGGAAUGUUUUAACAGCAACUAAAGUUUUUACAUCUAUUUAUUUAAUUUUGCGACUGUCUUUGUUUGAUUUACCAUCCGUGAUCUCUGCUGUAGCCUGGACCAAAGUUUCUCUGAGCCGUUUAGAGGAUUUUCUGUGUGCUGAGGAUCUUAACCCUGAGGAUGUCAAUACAAACUACAGUGGAAAUCAUGCAGUUGGGUUUAUUGGUGCUUCUUUCCGCUGGGAAAAAAGUGGCCAAAAAUUAUUCUUAAAAAACUUGAGUGUCAGCAUUCCUGAAGGCUCUUUAGUUGCUGUUGUGGGACUGGUUGGAUCUGAAAAGUCGUCUUUUCUUUCUGCUAUUCUUGGAGAAAUGGAGAAACUUGAAGGAACAGUUCAGAGAAGGGGUUCAGUGGCAUAUGUCAUUCAAAAUGACAGUUUACAGGAAAAUACUCUCUUUGGUGUAAAUCUAAAUAGGCCAUACUACGAACUUGUUUUAGAGUCUUGUGCUUUACUGCCAGAUUUGGGACAUGGAGACCAAACAGAGAUUGGAGAAGAGGGUGUCAGUAUAAGUGGAGGGCAGAAGAGAGUGAAUCUCGCUAGAGCUGUGUACAGCAAUGCUGACUUGUAUCUUCUGGAUGACCCUCUGUCUGCUGUAGAUGUGCAUGGUGGGAAACAUCUUUUUGAGAAGCUAAUUGGGCCUUCAGGUCUCCUAAAAAGCAAGGAAGAUACAAUAUUGAUAUAG